AUGGCUGCGCAACAACCUCAAGUUCAGCCGUGCCGAUACAAGACCGGCAAGACACUUGGAGCUGGCUCCUACAGUGUAGUGAAAGAGUGCGUUCACAUCGAUACUGGACGAUACUAUGCGGCGAAGGUCAUCAACAAGCGCCUCAUGGCGGGGCGCGAACACAUGGUCCGGAAUGAGAUUGCAGUGCUCAAGAGAGUGUCAAUGGGGCAUCAAAACAUCUUGACGUUGGCCGAUUACUUCGAGACAAUGAACAAUCUCUACCUUGUCACAGAUCUUGCCCUUGGCGGCGAGCUGUUCGAUCGCAUAUGCCGAAAAGGUUCAUACUACGAGUCUGACGCUGCCGACCUGAUCAGAGCUACUCUCUCAGCAGUAGCAUACCUUCACGACCAUGGCAUUGUACAUCGCGACCUCAAACCAGAGAACCUCCUCUUCCGAACGCCCGAAGACAACGCAGAUCUUCUUCUCGCCGACUUUGGUCUUGCCCGUAUCAUGGAUGAAGAGCAGUUUCACGUUUUGACGACUACAUGCGGUACGCCAGGAUACAUGGCACCCGAGAUAUUCAAGAAGAGUGGACAUGGUAAGCCUGUAGAUGUGUGGGCGAUUGGUGUCAUUACAUAUUUCUUGCUCUGUGGAUACACUCCCUUCGACAGGGACAGCAAUCUGGAAGAGAUGCAAGCCAUUCUUGUCGCGGACUACAGCUUUACACCUAUCGAAUACUGGCGCGGCGUGAGCAUGUCUGCACGACAAUUCAUCAAGCGAUGCCUCACGAUUGACCCAACCAAGCGUAUGACAGCACACGAAGCUCUUACGCACGAAUGGAUUGCCGGCCCAGAAAGUGGUCGUGGCGACGAAGAUCUGCUGCCUACUGUCAAGCAGAACUUCAAUGCUCGGCGAACUCUGCACAAAGCAAUCGAUACGGUUCGCGCGAUCAACCAGCUUCGAGCUGGAGGUAUGGGCAUGAUGGACGGCUCAAUGUCCAUGAACCCAGAGCCUCUUAAGGCGGCCGCGGCCAAGUCGAUCUCAGACGAGAUAAAGCCCGCAGACGAGGACGUUGAUAUGAGAGAUGCUCCCCACCCCGAGGCUGUUCAACCUGUCGACUCGAUGGACCCAAGAGGCAAUGCCAAGGGACAGACACAAGCACAGAUUGAGGAGCAGCAGAAGCGGCAGCAACAGGCCAUUGCAGGUCUUUGGCAGAAUAAACAGCAAGGACAAGCAGCAUAA
Messenger RNA from Fulvia fulva, 1221 nucleotides. Its product is annotated as Calcium/calmodulin-dependent protein kinase cmkB. The record is from RefSeq and is a predicted model, not a curated record. The transcript has 2 exons. Bases 1 to 1221 code for a protein of 406 amino acids. Gene Ontology annotation, biological process: protein phosphorylation; cellular response to oxidative stress. Lineage: Eukaryota; Fungi; Ascomycota; Dothideomycetes; Mycosphaerellales; Mycosphaerellaceae. Gene Ontology annotation, molecular function: calmodulin binding; calcium/calmodulin-dependent protein kinase activity; ATP binding.